AUGAAGCGCCCACCCCAUAUGCAGACAUCUACAAACAUGAAAAUUUACUCCCACAAUGCAAGGGGCCUCAACACCACACACAAGCGCAGCAAACUACUAGAAGACCUCAAACGGGCCACAGCGGAUCUAGUAUGUAUACAAGAGACACACUUUGUAAAACUUUGCAUCCCUAAAUUUGGCCUUAACGAGUAUCCUAUACAAUUCCACGCAGCACAUACUUCCAAAGCCAGAGGAGUCUCCCUGCUUAUCCACAAAUCCCUCUCCUUUGAGCUACUCAAGCUAAUCACUGAUAGCCAAGGAAGGUUCCUCAUAGUUCUAUGCAUGAUCAACGAGGUUAAGUACACCAUAGUGAACAUAUAUUUCCCCAAUACACAACAAAGAAACUUCCUCCACAAAGUCCUCUCAAAACUUGAGCCCAUCAAAACCGAAUACACGAUGGUCUGCGGGGACCUAAACCAUAUCUUAGACCAUACCUUAGACACAUCCUUGCUUACUUCACAAUCCCACAAACAACACCUCAAACCACAAUGCCAAGCUCUAACGAAACUGAUAAUGGAGUUUAAUCUCUACGACACAUGGAGGGCCCUACACCCAACAGACCAUCAGUACUCUCACUACUCCCAAGUCCACAAAACGCACUCUAGAAUAGAUCACAUUCUCUCUACCAGACCCCUCCUCCGGAGAGCUCUACACUGUGAAAUAGGAGACAUAGUAUGGUCGGACCAUGCGCCCAACAUCAUGUCCAUAUCGACACAGUUUGCAUCCAGAGGGUAUGCCCCCUGGAGAUUGAACGAAUCCCUGCUGCGGGAUGACACCUUCCGUAAUGUCAUCCAAACAGAGUUUACAGAAUAUUUAUCCACAAAUAACAAUAAAAUAACCUCCCCUAUAAUGAUCUGGCAAGCUCAUAAAUCAGUCAUGCGAGGGCUCCUUUUAAGCCGCGCAUCAUUCCUUAAAAA
This is a messenger RNA of Pelobates cultripes (western spadefoot toad), 956 nucleotides long. The record is from the annotation of a GenBank genome assembly. Lineage: Eukaryota; Metazoa; Chordata; Amphibia; Anura; Pelobatidae.